Molecule: messenger RNA, 5712 nt
Organism: Plasmodium vivax (malaria parasite P. vivax)
Lineage: Eukaryota; Apicomplexa; Aconoidasida; Haemosporida; Plasmodiidae
Product: ferlin, putative
Exons: 1
Coding region: 1-5712 (1903 amino acids)
Biological process (GO): plasma membrane organization
Source: RefSeq, a predicted model, not a curated record
AUGAAGACCAUAUCUGUGGGGUUCACCAUUUACGAGGCUCAGAACCUGGAGGUGGAAGACAAGACGUUAUUGGACCCCCUGGUAAUUGUACGCUGCUGCAACGAGGAGUACAUCACGAAGAAGAAGAAAAAAAAAUACAAUGCAGUUAACUGGGAGGAGAGCUACAUAUGGGAUCGACUCACGCUGUCAGAAAUCGAGUGGAAUGUAGCAAAAAUAGAAUUUGAAGUCCAAAGCGCGAAUACCUUUUGGAGGAAUGACAUAAUAGGAGUCAUUUCAUUCGAACUCAAGUUGAUUAAGAAUAAAAAAAACCACCAGAUAUAUGGGACCUACCCAAUACUGUAUAAAAAUGGCACAGAAAUUAGGGGGCAGCUGAGGCUAAAGGUAAUUGUCUGUGAUGAGAAGGACUACGUAGUGAAUGGUGACAUAUUUAACGAGUUGACCGAAAGGAAUGAAAAGCCUACCCUGUACGGUGGUACAUCUGGCUACUACGGAACUGGCUACGAAGAUGAGGAGGACAAUCAAGUUUACACCGAUUUGACCAAAGCAGUGGUGGAAGAAAAUCCCAUCAUGGUUAGAGAUACGCACUGUAGGAAUUACUACCUAUAUGUUAAUAUACACAAAAUAGAGGACAUAUACAUAGAUGUAGAUAGAAAGAAAUUUAGAGACCUCUACGUUACCUGCGAGUUUAAUGGGUGCCAUCUGAAGUCCAGUCAGGGGAGGAAUUGUGUAAAUUACACCUUCAAUGAAUGCUUUAAGAUUCCUAUUGCUACACCAAUUUUAGAAGAUUCCAUCAUUAUCAAAAUAUGGGACUGGAAUUUCCUAUCAAAUGAUGAGCUGCUAGCCAUAGGAGUUCUAUCCUUCAACCAGGUGAAGAACGAGUCCUUAAAUCCGACGUGGAUAAAUUUAUAUGGGUUUCAUAAAAAGGAGAUGGACUUUGAAAAGGAUACUAAUCAGCUGGUCACUUCUGAUUUUAGUAUAUCCAUGGAGGGGAAUUAUUACCUUGGUCGGAUUUGCAUAAGUUCCUACGUCGAAAGGAUAAACAGCUUUGACAGUAUGAACAUUGCCAUGACUCAAAGUUGCUUAGCCUUUGACGACCCUCUGUACAUUCCCGUCACUCUCUUAUGUGAUGUGUAUUUGGUCACGGGGGUUCUGGCCAAUAACAUUUACGUGCAGCUGUCUUGUGGCCCCUUUAGGAAGAGAACCGACUAUGUGCGCGCCAACGAGGGGGACAUACCCCCAAGGGGGGGCAGAAAUGUGAAAAACGCACGUCAGAUUACAGCAAAUGGAGAGGCCAACUUUUCCAACCUGUUCAACUUUGAUGACUUGCUAAAUUUGGACAACUUCUUCACCAAAGUGACUGAAAGGCAAAAAAUCAUCGAGAGGGGGGAAAGCACCGAGUUUUAUUUCUCGCCCAGGAAGGGGAAGAUAGAGAACCUAAAAUUUUGCGUCGUCCGGGAUGAGCGGCAGCAGUGGGAUGUCAUAAUAAAUGUGUUCGAGAGGGGUGGUCACCAGGGGGACGCCGCCGACGGGGGGGAUGGCGCGAAUUCCGCCGACGGAGGCGACUCCGCUGGGAGUGGCGCUAGCGGUGAUAGCGGCGGGCCUAACGCAAGAUCCCGGCUGACAGACCGACAGAAGUACAUCCUGAGCAAACGAAAAGGGAGGCGGCAUGGUGGGAGGCAUGCUGCGAGGAAUGACCGGAGGAAACCCUCCCCACGAGAGCGCUCCCCCGGGGGGGUGGAAAAAAACGAGGCGUACAACACCGAUAGGAGAAUUGCCUACUACAGACUGCCACUAAAGAACGUCCUCCAGUACAAUGAAAAACUCUCAAGGUGUCCCAUUUGGAUCCCCUUAAAGAAUAUCCCCCAAAAUGUACAGGGAGAAAAUAACUGCAUGUACAAUAUAUUUCAAAACGGGUCCAUACUACUCAACUUAGAAAAGGCUUAUGACGUCCAGUUAGGAAUAAACAGAAGAAAAAAUCUCAUCCCAAUGAACUAUGAACUGAGGUGCUACAUCUACGCCUGUCGAAAUGUGGUGUCCCAUUUUAAUGACUCACCUAAUACAUUUGUACAUAUCUCCUGCUCAGGGAAAAUGAAAAUAACCUCUCUUGUGUUGAGCAAUUCUAACCCUGUCUUUUUACAAUGCUUAAAAAUGAACGUAAAAAUUUUAACGGACUACUCUGUAGGGUUGCCCACCAUCCCCCUCAUCGUAGUCACCUUGUACGAAUUUUACAAUAAUACUUUUUACUUCAUCGGGAGAUGCUUCUGCAAUUACGACAUCUACCUUCGCGACAAUCAAAUGAAAUGCAGUUUCGCAGAGAGAGGCUCGAAAUAUAACGUAGUCGACCAGGUAAGGCCUAGGUGGAUCAAACUCAAAGGGAGUAAACACGUGAGGGCUAUGUAUCCAAAUAAUUUGUGGCAACAUCGUGGGAACGACAAGAGGUUGAUGCAGGAGUAUAUGUGCGAAAAGCAGAGAGAGCUUCGAAAGAACAGUGGGCGAAGUGGCAGCAACAUGGGUGGGAGCGGCAUCAACUUGGGGCGAAGCAGCAACAAUGGUGGGCAUCAAUAUGCCUAUCCACACAACGAACUGCAGAGAGGCGAACGAGUAGGGGAUAUACUCCUCUACUUUGAGCUAGUACAAGAAAAAGACGCUCUGAAAAUACCCGUCUACCCCAUGAUAACAGAGAUAAAGAAAUGCACCUUGUCAUUUUUCUGCAUGUCUCUCGAAAAUUUAAUACUCAUGCAGAGGAAGAAGCAGCUCCAGUUGGUGAGUGACAAACCGAGCAGGACUACCAUCACCCACCCAGUUAUUUUGCUUUCUAUUACCUCAUACUCAUCAUAUGGGAAGAAAAAUAACGAAAUUGUAAUUAGAUAUGAAAAGACCUUAAAAUCUAAUACUAGGAUACAUUUGAAGAAUUGGAGGAAUUCCUUCGAUCAGCAAAGCUUCGAAAUGUUUUGCAUCGAAAAUUUAUCUCUAGAUCUUCCUCUUGAUCCCAUUUUUGAUCCCAUUCUCAACAUCAAAGUGUACAACAAGAAAAUCAAGGAGAAGUAUUUCAUUGGGGAAACCAACAUUUCGCUAGUUCCAUACUUGCCCUGGAUUAAGGACCUCGACCAGGUGCUCUACUACCUGCAAGCUCAUGAUGAUUAUUCGGAGACCAUCGAUUUGGAAAAUGUCGACACCGCUUUCAACCUGUACAAGAACAAGAACGCCGCGCUCGUCAUCUCGGCCAUUUCCCUGGCCGACUGUGAGCAUACCCUCAGCUUGAAGGAGGAGGUCGGCGGGGGCGAGUUCGCCGACGACGACGAGCAGUGGCGGCGGCUGCCGCUUUUUAGGCACGAGGGUGAGAGCGGCGGUGGGCAAGGCGGUGAGCAAGGCGAUUCGUAUGGCGGUUUGUAUGGCGGCUUAUAUGGCGAUCCGUACGGCGGUUCAUAUGGCGAUCCGUACGGCGGUUCAUAUGGCGAUCCGUACGGCGGCACAUAUGCCUACCCCUACGCAGACCCGUACGGCGGUGCAUAUACCAACCCCUACACCGCUCAACAAGCUCAACAGGCCCCUCCCUACGGCAACCCGCAAAUGCUCCCAAGUGGCCCCGCGCAGAGCGGAAGCCCAAACGAAGACGUGGUGAAGAACCUGUACAAGAACAACAUGCAGAACCCAGCCACCUACGGCGUGAUCAACUACAGCAGGGCAAUUAACGCGGAGCAGUUUCCGAGUCAAGGGGACCCACUGCGCAGCCCUCUUGGAAUCGGUAACGGGAUGGACAAAAUGAACCGCCCCUACGGGAGAGGGUACCCCUACACGCAAGGGAAGCAAACCAUCAGCACAACUUACAAAAUAAAAUACGAAAAUGAGGUAUUCAAGCUGCACGAUGACGGUGUGCCGGAAGUGAUCAAGACAAGUUACAGUGUUAAGAAUUACCCAUACAUAAAAAUAUUAACAAGUAAAUUCAUCCUGAAUGUUUACAUCCCCCCUAGGUUUAUUCUCUACGUGGAGGGAGACAAAAUAAAUGUGGGGAAAUAUGUGAAGAAUGUUCACCGCGUUUCGGUGGACGGCGUGUUGGAAAGCUACCUGGACGAUAUACUCAUUCCGUCUCUGCCACUCAGGAGGAAGCUUAAUUGGUCGGCUAAUACUCUGCAGCAUAUGCGGGCAAGUGAAAAUAAAAUUACAAAAGGGGGGAUGCAUUUCGCGUGCUAUGAGAAAUUCCCCUUCGUCGAAAUUGUAGGAGGACAAAUAAAGUGCUUUACAAAAAUCCGCUACCAAAAUUUAGAAUCAGAAAAUAUCCCGCUAAGUUUGAAAGAUGUAACUAGCCAAAAUGCCUUUAGAAACAAAUUUAGAGGCGCUAAAAAGAUCCCACUGUACCUCAAAAUUAGGGUCUACGUAUUAAGGGGAAUAAGAAUAUAUGGGGUAAAUAAUAGCUACAUGGCGAACCCUUAUUUGAUUUUCUCACUAGGGGAAAAAACAUCUAAUUUGAGAAAUUCCUUUAAGGAGAACACCUUAAACCCGGAGUUUAGAUGCCUGUGGGAAAGUGAAGCCAUUUUUCCAGAAGACGAAAUUUUAACCGUCAGUGUGUACAGCGCGGAGGAUAACUUUGACAAGCAGAUAAACGAUCUGUACAUAGGCUCAACUGAAAUUAACUUAUUUGAUAGGUGGACCAGCAAGGAGUGGAGAGGCAUGAUGAAGAAGAAUAAAGUCCCCAUAGAGUACAGACCUUUAUAUAGUGAUGACUUGAAAGCACGCCCAGGGGGGGGAGGCACUGCCAAGAGCAAUGAUCGCAGUUACUACACUAGCACAACUAUGAUGGGUAGUCUCUACGAAAAGGGAGGCAACUGGAAUGGGAUCUUUUCAUUCCUUGAUUUUUUUACCUACCUUGUGAGACCCACUUCGUCCUACCUUUGGGGGGGGAGAAACUACAGACAGGAAGAAUCUACCUUAGAUAGCCAUCAGGAAGGGAAAAAUAAUGGCAUUCUAGAAAUGUGGGUGGAAAUUAUGGACUAUGAACAGUCCAAAAAAAUACCUAUACAUAAAAUGGGAACUCCUAAAAAGACAGACAUCGAAAUAAGAAUUAUCAUUUGGAGGUGCACUAUGCUGGCCUUGGAUGAAAAUCUGAGCAGAACCUUCGAUCUCACCGUCACGGCUGAGUUAGAUUGUGUAAACUAUAACGGAGCCAAUUCUACCAUCCAAUCAACUGAUGUCCAUUAUAGCUGUAAAAAUGGGAACGCCGUUUUCAACUGGAGGGUUGUAUACCCUCGUAUUUCUCACCCAUUAAACACUUGUUUCUUGCAGCUAGCUGCCUACAAUAACAACAACGUUGGGGUGAGCGAAUUUUUGGGGGAGGUCAACUUGGAGCUAUCAAAAUAUAUUAAUAAGGCUUCCCAAAUUGCUAAUAAGCUAGAAUUAGAUGCGGAGCUCAAGUUGAGGAAAAAGAAAGGAACAGAUUCGGACAACAAUUAUAAUGGCUAUUUACAAGUUACUGUGCAGUUUCUGCCGCAAACGAAGGCCAAUAUGAAACCUGUGGGGUUGGGGAGGGAGGAGCCAAACAGAAAUCCCUACCUCAGGACUCCCGACUCGGGCAGGGACUGGAACGACUUCGUUUACUCCAUAGGGUUCAACGAUAUUUACAAGCCCUUCUGGGGAUGGCUCAAGAUCUUCUUCAUUUGCCUUCUCCUCAUCUGGGUCUUCAUCAUGUCCUUCGUUUAUCCCUCCCUCCUCAUGUAG